Molecule: messenger RNA, 2362 nt
Organism: Phytophthora sojae
Lineage: Eukaryota; Oomycota; Peronosporomycetes; Peronosporales; Peronosporaceae
Exons: 2
Coding region: 59-2362 (767 amino acids)
Biological process (GO): protein phosphorylation
Molecular function (GO): ATP binding; protein serine/threonine kinase activity; phosphatidylinositol binding
Source: RefSeq, a predicted model, not a curated record
ACACAUCCAAGGCCGGGCAACCCCUCGGUCGGGUGGUGACUUCUUCAGGGCUCGGACGAUGCCUGCGGGGGCGUCCGUGGAUCGCCGCGGCAGCUCCGUGUCUGCGCAGGACGCCAAGCUGUCUGUGGCGACCGCUCUGAUCUCGCGAGACGCUCUGGACGCCGAGAUAUCUGCCGAGAACCAAGACAUUCUGGAUGCCGAGGACUACCUCACCGGCGCCUCGCGCGGGGGCUACGCGGACAGCAUCAUCAGCAGCGAUGCGAGCAGCGACAGCGACAGCGACGAGGACGAAGGUGGCGCGCUGGACGUGACGCAGUUCUCGGCCGCGGAGCUGCAGGAGCAGAUCGGCCAGCAGUUCGUGGAGGGCAUCAACCCGUACGUGGAGCAGCUGGUGGGGGACGAAGAGGACUUUUACGUGGAAGACUCGUCAGAUGACGACGAUGACGAGCAGCAGCAGAACGCCAAGACGACGGAGGACAAGGAGAAAGAGCUCACCGAGUGGGAGAAUCCGUCCUACCUGGUGAAAGAUCUGGACACGGGCGAGAGCUACCGCGUCGAGGAGAUCGACCAACAGUUUACGCUCGUCACGCUGGACUCGGUGGCGGCGAAACAUGAGCACAAAGAGGAGCAGACGGAGGGGGCGGAGGUGACGGCCGAGUCCACGUCGUCGUACUUGUUGUCGCUGUACACGGCGGAUGAGACGGCGGAUAUCGAGAUUGAAGACGACCUGCCGGAAGCUGAAGCGAUGAACACGGCAGGAUCCAUGAGAGCUCGCAGCUCCAACAUGUCGGCGAUCUAUGCGCCGAGUGAUGAGUUGCCGACAGGGCCUCCGGUGAAGUGCAGUUUUCCUGGGUGUACGGAGAUGCACCAGCGCGUGUCGGGAUAUUGUGCGGAUCAUGAGAUGAUUGCCAAGGAAGAAGAGGACUCGCGUGCUCAGGCUCUGUAUCUGAUUCCAAGCGGUGCUCGUGCGGAGUUUAUCAAGAUCGGGAGUCAUGGGUUUGCGUACGAUGCGUCGAACCGACUGUACACCGUGUACGCCAUCGAAAUGCGCUGUGUGCAGUCCGGCGCGACGUGGGUCAUUUACCGUCGGUACCAGCAGUUCAAGGAGCUGAACGACCGUUUACGCCCCAUGGGAGUGCGCGUUCCAUUGCUGCCUCCUAAGAAGCUGCUGGGCUCGUUCGAGCCGGACUUCAUUGCGAAGCGGCAGAGCGAGCUGUCAAACUGGCUCCGUUGCCUUCUGAACUACGAUCGCGUGGACCAGUCGGCCAAAAAUCCACACUUGGUGGAGGAGGUGCGCAAGUUUUUGACGAGCAAGGCCGACCAGCCCCCGCUUCUGCUUGACAGGUUACCAUUAAAGCGCUCAAGAUUUUUCGGUGCGUCGCUGGCUGAUGACGUUGACGACGAAACAGGACGACUAUCCUCUGGUAACCAGAGUGUUACCCUUCAGGAUUUCAAGAUGAUUCAGGUGAUCGGCCGCGGGUCGUUCGGCAAGGUCGUGCUAGUGGGACACAAAACCACCAAAAAGCUGUACGCUAUGAAGAUUCUGUCAAAGGAGAAUAUCGUCAAGCGCAAGCAAGUGGAGCACACGCGCACGGAGCGCCGCGUGCUAGGGUGCACUCGGCACCCGUUCAUUGUCGGGCUUCACUACGCGUUCCAGACGGCGCAGCGGCUGUACUUUGUGCUUGACUACUGCCCCGGAGGCGAGCUGUUCUAUCACUUGUCGCGCAUGAAGAAGCUGCCGGAACACAUGGCGUGCUUCUACGCUGCUGAGAUCACGUUGGCCCUCGAGCAUCUCCAUGGUCUCGAGUAUCUCCCACCCGAGAUCUUGGACCGCCUCGGCCACGGAACAGCAGUGGACUGGUGGAACCUGGGCAUGGUGCUGUACGAGAUGCUGACGGGGCUGCCUCCAUGGUACACGAACGACCGCAAGAAGCUGUUCGAGCGUCUCCGCUCGGCGAGACUGCACUUUCCGCCGUACGUUUCACGGCGGGCCGAGGCGCUCAUUCGGCAGUUGUUGAAUCGCAACCCGGCCGAGCGGUUGGGGUCGAAAGGCGCCCACCAACUGAAGAACCACCUCUUCUUCGAAAGCAUCGACUGGGCGAAGCUGGCCAAGAAGCAGGUGACGCCACCGUUUCGACCGUGCCACUCGGCAAUGAACGACGGCGAGGCGCCGCUGAAUUUCGAGGCGGAGUUCACGCGCCUUCCGCUGCCAAGCGCGGAGAACGCGGUCGCAAGUCCGCACAGUGGGCGCGGAUUGGGGGCGUUGGGGGUGCGGUCACGACGGGACUCGGACACGUUCAAGGACUUCACGUACGAGAGUCCCGGGUAUCUCGAGUCUGUGGCGAAGAAGGAGGACGCCUGA